GAGGAAGCGCGGGGCUAUGUGGUGUCAGCGACACCAGAAGAUUUGCUGAACCAUGAUGAAGACCGAGCCCCAUAAUAGUCCUGGCGGCAGCAGCAGCGGCAGCAGCAGCAGCAGUGGCGGCAACGGCGGCAGCGGAGGGACCUUGCGGAGUGCCUCGCCUCACCGGAACGCCUACGAAGCCGGCAUCCAAGCCUUGAAAAGCCCCAAGGAUGCCCUUGGCAACCCCGACAGCGAGGAGGCCAAGAAAGCCAGGAACAAGAAGUAUGGCUCCAACGUCCACCGGAUCAAGAACAUGUUCCUGCAGAUGGGGACCGCGCCGCCGGCGGGCGACGGGGCGGUGGACCUGGCCAAGCUGAAGGAGAAGCCGGUCCGCUUGUCCUUGCCCCGGGCCAGCAGCCUGAACGAGAAUGUCGACCACAGUGCCUUGCUCAAACUGGGCACCAGCGUCUCCGAGAGGGUGAGCCGCUUCGACUCCAAGACGGACAAGCCCCUGUCCAAGCUCCAGGAGACGCGGAAGAUCUUCGAGAGGAGCCUCCAGGAGAAGGAGACCACCAACAAACUUCUCCUCAGGAAAGAGAGAGCGGGCUUCCAGGACAGGAAGCUGGACGUGGUGGUGAGGUUCAAUGGGAGCACGGAGUCGUUGGACAAGCUGGACACUGAGGCCGUGUCGCCCACCGUCAGCCAGCUCAGCGCUGUCUUCGAGAAGGCCGACCUGAGGAACAAUCUCCACAAAGCCCCGGGCAAAGUUGGGCCCCUCAACUCCAAGAUUGUCAGCAAAAGGUCCAGAGUCUUCCUACAGGCUCCCGAAAGCGGUGCCAAGGGGGAAGCGAGGAGCAGCGACGGGCCUACCCUCCAGGUGAGAAGCAGGCCGCUGGAGGCCGACAAAACCCAAGCCAAACUUCCCGCUGGCGGAUCAGGUGCCGGGAAACCUGGGGACAAGGACAGUGCUGUGGGCCUGCGUCCUCAGAAGGUCCAAGAGGUGCGCAAGAUCAAGCCCGUGGAAGUAGAGGAGAGCGGAGACUCGGAGCAAGAAUUUGAGGCGGCAGAGGUGGCAGUGGCGCUAGCGGAGGAGCACAGCAAGGCCUCCAAAGGGUCUGACACUCUCCGGGCUGAGGUGAUCCAGGCUGAGGUAACGGUGCAUGCGGCCUUGGAAAAUGGCCGGCUGGGGGGCGAGAGACACUUAGAAACUCCAGACCCGUCGGGCGAUGCUUACUGUGAGGAAGUGGCCAAGGCUGAGGGACCAGAGGAAAAUGACCUGGGUGACGAGUCUAAGAAGGAAGAUUUCUCUGAGGCUGACCUGGUGGACAUUAGUGCCUACAGUGGGCUGGGGGAGGAUUCGGGAGGGAGCGGGCUGGAUGAAGACGAGGAUGCCGACGGACUGUACGCACCAGAAUCCAGCUGUGUGGAGAUCGCUGGGCUAUCAGAAGAGGACGAGGCCACCCCUAACCGCAAGAUCCACUUCAGCACAGCCCCCAUCCAGGUUUUUAGCACCUACUCCAAUGAGGAAUAUGACCGGCGGAAUGAAGAUGUCGAUCCCAUGGCCGCCUCAGCAGAGUAUGAACUCGAGAAACGAGUGGAGAGGUUAGACCUCUUUCCCGUGGAACUGGAGAAAGAUUCUGAGGGUCUUGGGAUCAGCAUUAUCGGGAUGGGAGCUGGGGCUGAUAUGGGCCUAGAAAAACUCGGCAUCUUCGUCAAGACAGUGACAGAAGGAGGAGCAGCUCACCGGGAUGGCAGGAUCCAGGUUAAUGACCUCAUCGUCGAGGUGGACGGCACCAGCUUGGUGGGCGUGACCCAAAGCUUUGCGGCCUCAGUGCUGAGGAACACCAAGGGUAGAGUCCGGUUCCUGAUUGGCAGGGAGAAACCAGGAGAACAGAGUGAGGUAGCACAACUCAUCCAGCAAACGCUGGAACAGGAGCGAUGGCAGCGAGAGAUGAUGGAACAGAGGUAUACCCAGUACACUGAGGAGGAUGAAGAAACAGGUGAAUAUGCUACCGAUGAAGAUGAGGAGAUGAGUCCCAUGUUCCCCAGCAGUGAGAUGGCCAUUGAGGUCUUUGAGCUGGCUGAAAAUGAAGACAUGUUGUCUCCAGUGGAGAUGGACCCUGAGAAGCUUGUGCAUAAAUUUAAGGAGCUCCAGAUCAAGCAUGCCGUGACUGAGGCUGAAAUCCAGCAGCUGAAAAGAAAGCUGCAGUCCAUUGAACAAGAGAAAUCCCGUUGGCGCCUUGAGAAAGCCCAGCUAGAACAGAGUGUGGAAGAAAACAAGGAGCGGAUGGAGAAGCUGGAGGGCUACUGGAUGGAGGCCCAGAACUUGUGCCAGGCUGUUGACGAACACUUGAAAGAGACCCAGGCCCAAUAUCAGACUCUGGAGAGGAAGUACAGCAAAGCAAAGCGACUCAUCAAGGAGUAUCAGCAGAAAGAGAUCGAGUUCCUCAAGAAGGAGACCGCUCAGCGUCGCGUCCAAGAGGAGUCCGAGCUGGCCCACAAGGAGGAAGUUGACAAGUUGCAAGAGAAGAUCUCUGAACUGGAGGCGAAGCUGCAGACUUUGAAAAAUUCCAACCCGACUUAAAAAAAGAGAGAGAGAGCAGAAAAACAUAUAAACCAACCAGAGCAAUUAAUUCUUCUUGUUAUUAUUACUACUAUUAUUAUUUGCAAGGGACGUAUUUAGAAUUUCUCCCACCCAUGCCCACUCUUGAUACUUCCCUCAUCCUCUACCUGAUUCCUCUUAUUUCCCAGGUGGGAAAUAAGAUCCAACAGAAUCAGAAGAACUGCUUCAGCAAGGAUAGCUAAUGACUUUGCCUUCCUUUAAGUGUGGGGGAGAGAGAAAAGUCAUGAAAGAUCAGGUGGGCUGAUAAAAUUCAAAGCUGUCUGCAGAGGCACAACCCAGUCACCUCCCAAGGGCGGUGGAUCAUUGUCAGUUUCUGUGUCCAGUGUGCGUCUUGUGUCAACUGGAUAGACAGACCAUGGAGGGUGGGGAGGUGGAGGUAGUGGUCACAUGUCCAUGUGUGUCUCCUGUACCAUCUGCCUGAUGACAGCCUUGCAUUAACCAUUAUGGAUUGGGACUGGGACCUCAUGCCACCCUACUUCUACACGCCUCCUCAGCCCUUCAGCUGUGCAGGUGACAAACUGGAACAUAACAGGACUCUGCUGGCCAGAAGUGAGACCAGCUCUUUUCAUUUUGCUUCCCGAAUCUUAAUCUUUGGGGCAAGGGAAUUGGGAUGGGUGGGACGGGGCUACUGUCGGGCUUUGAAGUUGGAUGAUCUUGCCUUUUAAUUUUCCAUCCUUCGGACGAGAUGGAAUCCAUUAUUCUCUAUGUUUCGUGCAAUGGUGGGAAAUAUUUCUGUGUUUUUUUAAGGAGGGAGUCAGUAGGAGAUGUUACUAGCCACCAUCUUUGGGACUGAGAAGAACCACUGGCCUCCAAAACCCCUUUUAGCUACUAUGACUAAGUUUUACACCAGGAAAAGAACAUCUGCCUUGUUUUUUCCUCGUUGCAUUUUUAUUCACAUCGUCUUGGAAGAUUUCUGGGAAUUAACGUCCAGGAGGUUUACAAACUGGACCCCUCCAAGGAAGUUGAGUAUUCAGAUCUAAAAGCUGGGUGAAAACACAUUGUGUUAACUAUAGCCAGGAACUGAAGCCAGAGACUUUGGAAAAACAUGGCACUAAGCAGGGAAGUCGCUCCACUUACUUGAGUGUGCCAGUUUCAUGGUUCUAUGCCAGCCAUUUUGCAUUUGACAGAAGGAACCCCUUGAGGGAAGCCACUUCUCCAAAGGCUUUCCUAUGGGUCUGACUUGCUGCUAUCAGCACCAGGGUGAUGGAGCAUCUACAUCCAGGGGGCAGCAAAAGAUAAAAACAGGGUUAUUCCUUGGAAGCAAAGUGCAUGACGAAUCAGUCUCUUGGGUUAUCUGAUUGUAAGGGAUACUGACCAGUGUUCCUUAUUUAAGGAGGCCAACCUUCAUUCUGGAGCAAAACAUUGGACCAUAGUGGAUGUCCCUUGUUUCACAUCACCCUGCAGUUCCAGGGACUAAAUUGCACAGGUCCAUUUAGAUUUGGAAUUUUGACUUGGCGUCUCUAGCUGGUAUGCAGUUCCUCUCUGAAGCAACACAGUGCCGCUAGAGCUGGCCCUUCAAGUGCCCACUUGGCCAAUAGCUGGACUUCUGCAUCUUUUUUUUUUUCCUUUCCAGAAUAACUGUUGAGAGAGUCAGUAGCAGGCCCAAAGUGCUGUAGCAUCUGAGCAGCUACCUGAGGGGUGGGGGGUGCGGUCUUGUGGCAUGAAUCUUUGUAGCCAGCGGUUUAAACACCAUCCAAUGUUGGCAGCAGAUUACAAAAGCUCGUGGUCUGUAAGGUGCCAGAGGACCUCAAGUCUUCUUUCAUUCCAGCCUCCUCCCCCAACUCAUUCAAACUAGAGUAGAAGUCCAUGAUUGCUGCUCAGAGAGAGAGAGAGAGAGAUACUGUGCAAUAACUUUUAUAUGGAAUGGCACUUCACAAAAGGGUCCUGACGAGUUUCUAUGGCAGCACUUGGGUUUUAUAGUGCAAAUAUGGAAAUUUUCUGGGUGACGGGCUGAUGGCAACAUCUCUUAUAAUGCUAGAACUAGGUUUUAGAGAACAAGUAAAAUAAACACCCUAUGUUAAAUAUGGCAAGAUGAUGCUUUCAACAACAACAAAACAGAGGCACUCUCUCUCCAUUUGGGCUCUCUGUCUUUUCUCUAUUGCCGUUGCCUUCUUUGACACGUUUUUCCUUUUUGGACACCACAAUCCAUCCGUGGCCCUGGAGGUUGGUUGAGUUCUCCAUCACUUAACCCAACCUUUGGAAAUAACAUGCACAGCCAUAAUUAAGUCCCAUAUAGACUGAGCUGGUGGGAAUUGUGACGCAUAGACAUUCACUGGUCCUCUUUCAGCUGCUGUUCCAGAAUUAUUAUUUUUUAAAACUAGAUUCUGUAAAAAUGGGUGCAAAUCAGGUGAAGCUUUCCCCUCCCACCCAACUGGGGAGCUGUGCAUUGCAUCAUCGACAAGCCCUUUGACAGUAUUUUUCAGGCACGGCUGUUAGCUGUGUAUUCAGAGCUGUUGUAGCGCAUGUUCCAUGGGAAGUGGAGUCCAAAGUAUUUUGUAAAGUGAUUGCUGGAAAAGUCACUUUUUUUUCCUGAAGAGUCAAAAUUAUGCUGUUUCAGAAGCCUGUAAAUUAUUAUUAUUUUUAAAGCAGUAUUCUGUCAGGGAACUAUAUCCCUUUGGGUUUCAUAUCUAAACUGGAAUUUCUGACAAGAGUGAAAAGCCCUUUAUGCUUUCUACUUUGAACAAAGACACGGGUGUUUCCCUCACUUUAACUUGAGAGCUAUCCACCCCUUUUACUGUUUACUUCUUGUGUAGCAGUCAUUAUUGGCUGCUCUGAAGAAAAGGCACCCCUUCAUAGCCACAGUGUCUGCUGUUGUAAUUCCAACAGUAACUGGAUGUGAAAUGUGAAUUUCAGGGCCUGCAAAAUAGCAAUGGAUGGGGUGGGGUGGAGGGGAGUGGGUUAUUUCUAAAGGAGGGCCAAUCCUUUCCUCCUAUCUCAAGAAACAUCCCAAUCCCAUAAUGAGGAAACAAAAUUUCUUCGGGAUAGAAAUCUUCCAUGUUUCCUCCAUAACUGGAAACCCGGUGUUCCUUUUAUCAGGUUUGGCUGCUCCUAAUGAGAUGAAAAUACCGACCAUUUUUCAUUAAUGGCAGUGACAUACAGGGAGCGUACUUAAUGUGAACUAAUUUAGUCUUCAGAUACCUUUACGAUCUGUUUGCAAUUCCAGACUAGUCAAACCAUGAAAAAAUGGUGGAUUGCUUUUCAGGGUAUGUUUAUGAGUGGAGUGGGGAUUUUAACCCACUGACCAUGAUUUUUUUUAGUAGGGAGCCUGAGUGUGGCAAAUAUUCUGGAUUCAAUCAUCCAAGAUUAACGAAUGAGAAGUCUGCCAAGAUUACUUUUUAUACCAGAGAUGGGAAAUCUGUUUGGGUAGUCUAGGGAAGGAGUGCUUUCCCAUCUGCCCUACACUGCAACGGUGAAAUUGUGUUUCUGUUGAAGCCUGUGCCAACUUUUGGAAUGUGAAUUAUUGUUGCUCUUUGUCAUUGGCAAAAGGCUUCGCUUAUGCCUGUGACGUAGGGCUGUCAUCCAAAAUGGUGUGUGUGUGUGUGUGUGUGAGAGAGAGAGAGAGAGAGAGAGAGAGAGAGAGAGAGAGCGCCUUUGGCUCAUUCUGCUCACUUUCUAUAAUAUACUACUAUCAUAUCCACAGAAUGUAGAGCUUCCAGGCCAUUAGGAGUGGCCACAGAGGCAGGAAAAACUGUGGACCGGUGCUGGUGACAUCAUGGGAAUCCCCUUUCCCUCUAUGGCUCCCAGGGAAUGGCUCUAAAGGGAACAAGAUGUCCCUUCCCCCCCCCACUCCGACCAAGACCUGUCCCAUGUUACAGCAGAAGAGAGACACUUGCGCCCAAAAAGCUGGUGUAAAAGAUGUACAGUGUACUGUAAACAGUAAUUGCGAGCAGAUGGAGAGAGAGAAAAAACAUGCUGGCAAGUGAGAUAUAAUGUUCUGAGAAAUGUUUUUAAAAAGAAAUCAUCUUACAUUUUAAUUUAAUCUCCUUUACACAGGUAUAAAUGUGUAUGUAUAUAAUAUAUAUAUAUGUAUGUAUGUAUGUACGUAUUGUUCCUGGUUUUGUAUUACAAUUGUCCUAUCAUCCGGUCAUAUCAGAUAAACUGCAGGUCUUUGUUUCCACCCUGUUCAAUUUUUCGAACGUUGCUGUGUUCUCCCACGGGGAAAGGCGCUUGCAUGGACGCCCACAGCUGGCAUUGCUAGAGAUGUUCUUCAAGGCAACCCUUACAGAAGGGCAAGAAGGGAAAAUUGUACUGCUAGAUGGAUGGGAUGUAACCAGUUGAUGAAGAUUCAGAUAUAAAGUCCUCUGUUCAUGGUGAUGUUGGCUUAAUUUUUUUUUUAAAGAAAACUAUUGAAGACAUCACCAAACGUUAGAUAAAACAAUGGAACAGAAAUGUCUAGUGCACUUAUUUGGUGUUCUAUAAUUUAUGCAUGCAACUUUGUGAUUGGUUGUUAGUGUAUCACAUGCUGCA
Molecule: messenger RNA, 7069 nt
Organism: Elgaria multicarinata webbii
Lineage: Eukaryota; Metazoa; Chordata; Lepidosauria; Squamata; Anguidae
Gene: PPP1R9B
Product: protein phosphatase 1 regulatory subunit 9B
Exons: 10
Coding region: 53-2563 (836 amino acids)
Biological process (GO): calcium-mediated signaling; actin filament organization; neuron projection development
Cellular component (GO): actin cytoskeleton; postsynaptic density; cytoplasm
Molecular function (GO): actin filament binding
Source: RefSeq, a predicted model, not a curated record